Molecule: messenger RNA, 1077 nt
Organism: Colletotrichum aenigma
Lineage: Eukaryota; Fungi; Ascomycota; Sordariomycetes; Glomerellales; Glomerellaceae
Exons: 2
Coding region: 1-1077 (358 amino acids)
Source: RefSeq, a predicted model, not a curated record
AUGGCAAACAAGAAUCAAUCUGCUGGACAGUCGUCCUCAAACACAUCUUCUUCCAACGAGUCGCAGGCAGUCUCCGCCGCCGCCGAUGCCGAUGAAGCUGCCCCUGUCAGCAACGCAGCCUCUCUGUCCACUGCAGGCUCCGAAGAGCAGACUGAGCCUCUCUCGACCUUUCAUCUGUUCCCACGCCUCCCUCCUGAGAUUAAGAAUAUGAUUUUAGAGUCAGCUGUCAACUAUUCUCCGGCCGUGGUGCAUGCGCGAUGCAUACUUCGCGAAUCAGGGCCAGGACCCAAGACGCCGACCAGCGGCGUGGUGAAGUUUCAAGCAAGCCACUUCACCAAGACUUCGGAAUUCAAGGAGCUUAUGAAACUUGGCGGCGCUAUUCCAGACUUCAAGUCUUUCAUCGAGCACAAGUUCGGCGCCAGGUUCGAGUCCCUCAGGGGAAACGUCCACCUCGCUUUGCGCGGCAAUCAAGAUAUUCUCGCCCUGGACAUGCGACUAGGCAUGCUCAUGGACUGGGAGUAUCGUGCGAGUGGACUCUUCCGUCGACAUGAUGCCUAUGGAAUUCGGGAGCCAGGCAUUCGCAACAUUGGUAUUUACUUCAACGGCCAAAGGUGCAAAAGUCUAGCCUGCAUGAUUAGAUGUUGGCCCCAUGUGACCAACAACAGCCGCGAACACUUGGAUUUGCCCUUCUGCCCCUACGAGCUUGCCAUGUUCUCAAAGAACUUCUCUCACAUCCAGAAUGUCUUUGUACUCAUCGUCCUGAAGCCAAAUCAUUUCGUCAGACACGAGACCGCCGAAGUCACAAUCGAUGAGGUGAAGGAGUGGGUUCGACGGAGGCAAGGUGAGGCGCGCCAGAAAAGCUUGGCGGUAUUCCAAGAUCAGCAGCGGACGUGGGUUGAGAUCGAGAAUGUCAAGGGUGUGAACGACCAGCUGGUCAGUUCCAUCACAGAAGUCUUCCACCUACUCAAUCAGGCCAAGAAUGCGUUCAACAUGCGCCAUUCAAACAUCAAGGACAGCGUCGUUCCGCGUCAGGACGUUGGUUUCCGUGUCCUGGCUUCCAAUUUCUGGAUGAAGUAG